GUCUCGGGGCCGCACCUCCGAACCGGUUUCGCCUCGCGGAGCCGGCAGCUUCAGGCGCUGCGGCCGCAGUCCUCGCCCCGCCGCUUCUCCCGGGCCGUAGCGGUCUCAGGUGUACCUUAGCUCGGGUCAGUGCCAUGAUCCGGCAGGAGCUCUCCACAUCCUACCAGGAGCUGAGUGAGGAGUUGGAUCAGGUGGUUGAGAACUCAGAGCGGGCGGACGAGCAGGAAAAGGAGACAGACAGAGUCCAAGGUCCAGGAGUUUUACCAGCCCUGGACAGCGAGUCGGCCUCCAGCAGCAUCCGCUUCAGCAAGGCCUGCCUGAAGAACGUCUUCUCGGUCCUGCUCAUCUUCAUCUACCUGCUGCUCAUGGCGGUGGCCGUCUUCCUGGUCUACCAGACCAUCACAGACUUCCGUGAGAAGCUCAAGCACCCUGUCAUGUCGGUGUCUUACAAAGAGGUGGAUCGCUAUGACGCCCCAGGGAUUGCUCUGUACCCGGGUCAGGCCCAGCUGCUCAGCUGCAAGCACCAUUACGAGGUCAUUCCGCCUCUGAGGAGCCCUGGCCAGCCGGGCGACAUGAACUGCACCACCCAGAGGAUCAACUACACAGACCCUUUCUCCAGCCAGACCCUGAAAUCCGCCCUGAUUGUGCAGGGGCCCCGCGAGGUGAAGAAGCGGGAGCUGGUCUUCCUCCAGUUCCGCCUGAAUGAGAGUAGCGAGGACUUCAGUGCCAUCGAUUACCUCCUCUUCUCGUCUUUCCAGGAGUUCCUGCACAGCCCAGACAGGGUGGGCUUCAUGCAGGCCUGUGAGAGCGCCUAUUCCAGCUGGAAGUUCUCCGGGGGCUUCCGCACGUGGGUCAAGAUGUCCCUGGUGAAGACGAAGGAGGAGGACGGGCGGGAGGCGGUGGAGUUCCGGCAGGAGACCAGUGUGGUUAACUACAUUGACCAGAGGCCCGCCGCCGAGAAAACUGCUCAGUUGUUUUUUGUGGUCUUUGAAUGGAAAGAUCCUUUCAUCCAGAAAGUCCAAGAUAUAAUCACCGCCAAUCCUUGGAACACAAUCGCCCUUCUCUGUGGGGCCUUCUUGGCAUUGUUUAAAGCAGCAGAGUUUGCCAAACUGAGUGUGAAAUGGAUGAUCAAAAUUAGGAAGAGAUACCUUAAAAAAAGAGGUCAGGCAGCAAACCACAUAAGCUGAGGUGACCUCGUGGUGUUCGUAGAACUGCCCCCGGUGAUGGAAGUUCUCGCCACUUCUGUUCUGGUCCACCGAGCAACUGGUGGCCCUGUGCUCACUUGAAACGAGCCUCUGCUGCGAAAAGCAGCCUGCCAGACCGCAGCUUCGACCCUGGCCCCAGAAGAGGAUGUUUAGAGCCUAAUGGAACAGAGCCAGUGGAUAACCUAAAACCUAUUUAAGUAUUUAAAUUAUUAACAAACAUUUUUGGACAUAUGAAUAGGGAUUGUGGACGAUGGAAUUAGAUAUGUAUCAGGUUUUCUGAAGGUUUGUGAAGCUGCCUUAUUUGGUUUGGUGUCUAGUUAAGCUCUAACGGGAUAAUUAAGGCUCU
Molecule: messenger RNA, 1551 nt
Organism: Odobenus rosmarus divergens (Pacific walrus)
Lineage: Eukaryota; Metazoa; Chordata; Mammalia; Carnivora; Odobenidae
Gene: PACC1
Product: transmembrane protein 206
Exons: 8
Coding region: 135-1187 (350 amino acids)
Cellular component (GO): cell surface
Source: RefSeq, a predicted model, not a curated record